AUGGAACAAGAGUUCAGCGAUCUUACAUUGAAUAAUACUGCAUCUUGAUUUAAGCCAGACUCAAUAAGAUACAAUAUUCCUCCUGAAUUGAAGACUCCCUAUGUCAUUGUAGGGUCACUUUCGAUUAUUGCUGCUACCUUUUUGUUUGUGACUAUCUUCACUGUCAAAAAGCUGAAGGCUCACCCCUCAAUAAUGAUAGGAUAUAUAUCGCUUUUUGAGGCAAUAAGUGCUUUCCACUCAAUAUUGUGGGCUGUUUCAACCUUGGAAUAUGUUGAGUAUUUUGGCCUAGGACAUUUGUUCACCUGGACAAUCACAUUCGACCAAAGUUCUACGUAUCAUUCUUGAUUCACUUUAUGAAUACUCAACCAACUUCUUGGGUUUUCACUAUUUUCUGUCUUAUCUUUGGGAAUGAAUAUGUGCUUGUGCAUAGACUUAGUCUUGACUCUAAGAGCUCCAUUCUAUCCAGCCAAGAGAAGGUUCAAGUUCUAUCUGAUGUUUUCAUUCUUAUUAUCAAUAAUCAUGAUGAUUGUAUCUAUACCAAAAGUAAAGGAUACCUGACCAUCAGCAACAGAGGCAAAUGCAUCACAGAGGCAAAAUUCUGCAAUGGCUGUUAUACUGACUUUGUAUAUUCUUGUGUCUCUAUUUUCUAUCGUAUAUGCUGCAAGGAUGCUAUCCAGGCCAGGAAUAUCUUCAGAGAUUAGAGAUAUCUUCAUGAAAAAGCAUGUCUUGUAUUCAUUAUCAUUUAUUAUUAUCUGGACAUUAAAUCUUCUAAAUACUUAUCAUGCCCUUUAUAGGGAUAUUGGUAAGAAAUCCCUAGAGGCUGAAGGACUCAAAGCAGAAGGAUAUAGCCUACAAUACAUUCGACUUCCAAGUGGACUUGAGGUACAAGUCAGAGUUAAUGAGGAUACUAAUGAAGCCCAUUUUACUGUCUUCCAAAUAAUCAGUGUUUUUGCCAGUCUUUCGACCGGAUUAGUAAUGGGAAUCAUCAGAUGUUUUGAACCCUAUUUUGCAUUUUUGAUGGUCAGAACAUUCAAAUCAUUUUAUGGAGUGACUGUAUCUGAGGAGGAGAUCAAUGAGAGGAACAACAAGUUGACAGAUACUAUAUCUGCAUUCUUGAACUCUAGUUUGAACAUAGAGCUAGUCCAUAUCAUUCUCAAAGCCAUCACUCAGGAAUGCACGAAGUUUGAAUUAGAAGAAGGAGCUUGGGCAAAUCAACCGAUUUCGGAUACUAAUUUUUCAGAGAAAAAGAAAUGCAAAAUCCAUGAAAUUGAAAUAAAAGAUCCAGCUAAAUGGGGUCUAUUUGAUGAGCCAGUCAAAGCUCUAUCAAAUGUCAAGUUUAAUAUAUUAAAAAGAGAAGAUGGCAUGUCCGAUGAUAAAGAUAUCCUUACAAUUAAUGAAGAUAUCGCUAUUGAAGAACUUGCUCCAACAAUAUUUGCAACUAUUCGAAACCAAGAGGGGAUAACUAAAGAGCACAUUAUUGAAUCGUUGUCACCUGAAUUCAAUCGAGACAUGGUGUUUAAAGCAGGAGAAGGACAAGGAAAAAGUGGAUCUUUCUUCUUCUUUUCUCAUGAUAGAAGAUUUAUCAUCAAGACCAUGAACGAUGAGGAAUAUCAAACCUUCAAAAGAAUAUUUCGGAAAUAUACUAGGCAUCUUUUAAAACAUCAAGAUAGUCUUUUAGCAAGAAUUUUCGGGAUUUUUACAGUAAAAAGAGAAAAACUUACUCCAGUACAUCUAAUCCUAAUGGGCAACACCUGCACCCUUCAAGGCAAGAAGCUAAAGUACAUGUUCGAUCUCAAGGGAUCUUUUGUCAAUAGAGAGACUAAAGUAGGCAAAGUUCACAAGCCAUCUCAGACAUUGAAGGACAUCAACCUUUUGAACCUAAAGAUGCAAGAGAACUUCCUAAAGUUCACCAAAGUUGAUGCUGAUAAGAUCAUGGAGCGAAUGAAGAAGGAUGUACCUAUCCUAAAAAGAGGAAAUAUUAUGGAUUAUUCCUUACUUUUAGCAAUUGAGGAGAACCCUAAUUAUGGAAGACAAGCUGCGUCAUCAUUGAAGAAACUCUCGUCAGAUCUUGAAGAGGUUCCCCUUACCCAAAAAUUCAGUAUCCAAAAUCAGGAAGAGGAGAGUAAGAAUAUUGAUGAAGAAGAUAAGACCCCAGAUGAAGAUACCGAGCCCUCUCAUGCUACAGAUUUUCAAGAAUCUCGUCACAUGUUCAUGAGCAGUAACAUGCAGUAUAUUUACCAUAUCUCCAUUAUCGAUUACUUGCAGGAUUAUAACUUUGAUAAGAAGCUAGAGAAUUUUGCUAAGACAAUUAUGAGAGGAACUAAAGCAGAGAUCUCAGCAGUCAAUCCAAAGAGAUAUAGAAAGAGAUUCAUCGAUUUUAUGGAGAGCGAAGUAAUUGUAGUCGGAAAGAAAUCAAACUCUUUUAAAAUUGAAAGAUUAGAGUCUAAAUAA
Moneuplotes crassus is the source of this 2451-nucleotide messenger RNA. The record is from the annotation of a GenBank genome assembly. NCBI's taxonomy places the organism in Eukaryota, Ciliophora, Spirotrichea, Euplotida, Euplotidae.